AUGGGCUUCAAAGGCCACAGCAGGAGGCACAGAAUUGACGCUGGGCCUAAUAAUUUUUGGCCCAACAUGCUUUCUCUCCAGCAUGAGGGUGAGUUAAAAGCGAUGGUACAUCGCAAGUCAACAACCUUCUGUGUUUACAAACACACUCAAGGACAAUAUGCAUUCCUUGCAUUUCGGGCCUUAAGUGAUUUUGUUGGCGAGGCAGCAAGUAUACUUACAAAGAAAGUCCAGAUUUAUGGAAUUCAAGGCGAUUAUGUUAUUAUCUUAAGUGAUCUAGGCAGGGAACUGUAUCUUGGUUAUCUUCAAUCUGUCAUUGAGAAGCAUCGGAAUGGGAAGAGCUGGAAUGGUGUUUUAAGCAUCGGGGAUGUGCAGGUUACGGAUCGGCGCACCUUUGAAAUUGCUAAAGAAGCCUCAGAAAGUGCAACUCGCCAGGCAAUGACCAAUGAUUUUAAGAAAUUGUCAGAACUCCUUGCAACAUAUUUCCAAACAACCAAGAACCAUAUUCCUAUCUAUUUUACUGAGUUGGAGUCUGAUAUGUUUAGUUGCUUCCAAAAACUCGGCACAUAUAAUUCACAUCGUACACUCUCAUUCCAAGAGUACAUACUAUCCCAUCUUGCAUUGAAAUCAGCAAUGGCAAGAGCCCAUCUAUUUCUUGAUUUGUAUGGAGCGCAUCAGUUACUUGGAAGGGAGGACCAUUUAAAAUUGAGACAGAUCCUGAACCCCUCUCAUUCAGAAACCGAAGAUUGGACGCUUCUAGUUCACAUGCAUCCGGUACUUGAUAAGGUUUUCAAUCGGGGCAUCAGUGAUCCUCCCAUCAGUGACCCAAGGGGUUCUGAGCCGGCCAGACGCAAGGUAGCGGAAACCACCUUUCUUUUGAUGGGAGAAGACUAG
Molecule: messenger RNA, 891 nt
Organism: Panicum hallii
Lineage: Eukaryota; Viridiplantae; Streptophyta; Magnoliopsida; Poales; Poaceae
Exons: 3
Coding region: 1-891 (296 amino acids)
Source: RefSeq, a predicted model, not a curated record